This is a messenger RNA of Lineus longissimus, 1393 nucleotides long. Its product is annotated as cytoplasmic tRNA 2-thiolation protein 1-like. Gene Ontology annotation, molecular function: tRNA binding. Gene Ontology annotation, cellular component: cytosolic tRNA wobble base thiouridylase complex; mitochondrion. Lineage: Eukaryota; Metazoa; Nemertea; Pilidiophora; Heteronemertea; Lineidae. Bases 94 to 1122 code for a protein of 342 amino acids. The record is from RefSeq and is a predicted model, not a curated record. Gene Ontology annotation, biological process: tRNA wobble position uridine thiolation. The transcript is spliced from 14 exons.
CCUUCCUAUAUGCUGUAAUGGAAAGUGAUGAUGUUGCAACGUUAUAAAGCGUGUUUUAUGUUCUAAUCAGCGAUCUAAUUUAUAUUUUUCAACAUGCCUACUAAGUGUAAUUUAUGUUCAACCAAAUAUGCUAUCCUGAAACGCCCAAAAACGGGGAACACCUUGUGUAAAGAAUGUUUCUUCAGGGCAUUUGAGGAGGAGGUCCACCACACCAUAAAGUCGGCCAAUCUGUUUAGCCCAGGAGAAUCUGUUGCAGUUGGUGCAUCUGGGGGAAAAGAUUCCACAGUUCUCGCUUACGUCCUGAAGGUUUUGAAUGAGAGAUAUGAUUAUAAGAUCAACUUAAUCCUGCUGUCAGUUGAUGAGGGUAUAACUGGCUACAGGGAUGAUUCUCUUGAGACAGUCAAGAGAAAUCAACAACAGUAUGAUCUGCCCUUGAAGAUUGUUUCAUAUGAGGAGCUGUAUGGUUGGACCAUGGACGCCAUUGUUAAAGAAGUUGGACUGAAAAAUAAUUGUACGUUUUGUGGAGUGUUUCGAAGACAGGCAUUAGACAGGGGAGCAGCACUUCUCAAGGUUGAUAAAAUCACAACUGGUCACAAUGCUGAUGAUAUUGCAGAGACUGUGAUAAUGAAUGUCCUCCGUGGGGAUGUUGCAAGACUAAGGAGGUGUACAUCAAUCCAAACUGGUAGUGAGGGAAUGUUACCGAGGUGUAAGCCUUUCAAAUAUACUUAUGAAAAAGAAAUUGUAAUGUAUGCCUACUUCAAGAAACUUGACUACUUUUCUACAGAAUGUAUUUAUUCACCAAAUGCCUACAGGGGGUAUGCCCGUGCAUUUAUCAAAGAUCUGGAAGCAAUCCGUCCCAGUGCAAUUAUCGACAUCAUCCAUUCUGGAGAAAGUCUUUCCAUCAAAAAGGAGGUGAAGAUGCCAGUACAGGGCCUGUGUACGAGGUGUGGGUACAUCUCCAGCCAGCCGAUCUGUAAAGCUUGCAUGCUUCUAGAGGGACUCAACAAAGGAAUGCCAAGGCUUGGAAUCGGAAAAACUCACAAAGUUAGGAGGCAAGCACGAGAGAAAGAGGCAAAAGAAAAGGCAGAGGGAAAAGCGGGAGCACCAGCCAUAGAUUUUUGAUGAAUCGUUUGAUGGCUGCUGCAGACUUGAGUUCUAUUCUAGUGGACUAUUGUAGUUAAUACAAGCCUGAUUUCUGAGCGAACAUUGACGGUCAUGUUUUACAGGAUGUUCUGGACAUAAGCUUAAGACCGUGUUAGAUUCAGUUGGAGAAAAACGUUUAUUGUUGAUAAGGGACUCGCAUCAAUAUGCUAUGUUGUGGCUCAACUUUUAAUGAGAUGAUGAAGAGUUCAGUGAGUUUUAUUGAAUAAAUGACAUUUUAUUUAUUGAACAA